This is a messenger RNA of Papilio xuthus (Asian swallowtail), 1148 nucleotides long. RefSeq lists its product as uncharacterized. Gene Ontology annotation, cellular component: trans-Golgi network. NCBI's taxonomy places the organism in Eukaryota, Metazoa, Arthropoda, Insecta, Lepidoptera, Papilionidae. The transcript has 5 exons. The record is from RefSeq and is a predicted model, not a curated record. Bases 5 to 901 code for a protein of 298 amino acids.
UCAUAUGUCAUGUUGUUUUGUCUGUCCAUCACCGUCAUCAAGAAAAGCAUACAUGAUAAGUUCAUUUGCAAAAAUGUAUAAAAGAAGUAAUAUUAUUACUUGUACGCUAAUUUAUUUUUCUCUUUUGUAUCCAUUGACUCACGCAGAUGUAUGUGUUAAAAAAAGUUCUUGUGUUUGUGAAUUUUCCAAUGGCACCGGCAUCGACUUAUCGUUAGCUGUGAAGAGUACAUUUUAUUCAGUUGAUACUUUCAAGAGCAACGCUGAUGAAUCUCAAUAUACUUUUAGUACCUACUUAUAUCAUCCCUGCUUUGAUGCGCUGCCAAUAAUAAACAAAUCAGUCGCAAAUAACACGUGUACAACGUCAUUGUCUUUGUGUCGAUAUAAAAAGAAUCUAACUCUAAAUAAUACCAAGGGGACUUUUGUAUUUGACGAAGGUCUUUACGAAUAUAUGGGAACAUCAAAUAAUACUGAAUUUUCUGCUGAUGGUUCUUCAAUUAUUUACCACAAUGGGCCUUCAUCAACAAUUGUCCAACUUGUUUGUGCUGAAGGUGAAAAUAAACUUAUAGUAGAUUCAUUGGGUGACCCUAAAAAUAUUGUGUUACGGUUCUAUUCAAGAAAUGCCUGUCUAGCAAAAAUUGAUGAGCCAGGCCGAUCGUUUGGUUCAACGUUGCUAAUAAUUUUCUUUUCAUUCGUCGUAUUCUACCUCGUACUCGGAAUUUGUACAAAGAAGUUCUUAAUGGGUGCAACUGGCAUUGAAGUAAUCCCCAACCUGGGUUUCUGGACUGAUUUACCGAAUCUUGUUAAAGAUGGGUGGGCGUUUAUGAUAAAUGGGUUCAAGUUGCCGACUCGUGGCGCUGGUCCGGUGACGUCACCUGACCCGAAUAGCUACGACAGCAUAUAACAUCAGAGGGACGAGACCUUUGAAGGUCAACUUGUGCUCCUCGAGUAGACAAAGUGCAUACCAUGUGCUCCAACUGUGUCUCAUUGACUGAUAAUCUCAUACAUUUCUUGCCGUUUAUAUUUUGAUUAGCUGUGGUAAGUAUAAACUUCUAUAAAGAAUCACUUUGAUACUUAUGUGUUUAUAAAUUUUUGCAGUAUUAUUUGGAAUCUAAAUUUUAAUAAAAAAAAAUACAAAUUUACUUGUUAAU